Messenger RNA from Oreochromis niloticus (Nile tilapia), 14730 nucleotides. RefSeq names its product tet methylcytosine dioxygenase 3 (gene tet3). Bases 3585 to 9461 code for a protein of 1958 amino acids. NCBI's taxonomy places the organism in Eukaryota, Metazoa, Chordata, Actinopteri, Cichliformes, Cichlidae. Gene Ontology annotation, biological process: chromosomal 5-methylcytosine DNA demethylation, oxidation pathway; positive regulation of transcription by RNA polymerase II. The transcript has 10 exons. Gene Ontology annotation, molecular function: DNA 5-methylcytosine dioxygenase activity. The record is from RefSeq and is a predicted model, not a curated record. Gene Ontology annotation, cellular component: nucleus.
CUGGAUAGAAAAACACAUAAUGGAGCACUAUCAGUCAUGGACUGGCCUCCCCAGAGUCCAAACCUAAACGUUAUUGAAACAGUGUGGGAUCAUCGUGACAGUGAACAGAACAAAAAAGUAGAAACAUCCAUAAAAGUGAUCUGAAUGUCAUUCAAGAAACCUGGAGAACUAUUCCUGAAGGCUACUAAAGAAAUGAUAAGAAAGCUAGACGCAAGAAAGAAUAAAGAUGGCCAUACCAAAUAUUGGCUUUUAAGCUUUUAACAACCUCAGUUUUAGGGAACUUUUGAGAUGCAUACCUCAUGAGUAAAACUUCUUUCUGAAUGUUCUGGAUUAGACAGCGAGCUUGAAGCAAAUUUUCAUCAAAACAAGCCAUCCUCCAAGCUGGACACAUAGCACUGUGCAGCACAUAGACUGUACACAAAAAACAGAUAAAUAAUUACCCAGUGUACGGUUCGCAUAAUCAGUUGACACAGCUCUGGUCUUACACUGAGGAGAGGCUGCUUCAGAAGUCACUUUAGAUGCACUGGUUGAAAAGUGAAUGUUCGCCGAGAUUGUAAAAGAAAAAGCACUCCCAGGAUUUCAAAACAUCACAUCUCAUAGGUCCUCGUGGAAUUUGAUGUGACAUUUUAAAUUAUACAGUCACCAAUAAUUGCCUCACUCGUAUGCAAUCAUUAAGGACUUGCUAAGCCCUGAACUGUUGUCAUGUUUCAUUUCUAAUUAAUGACAAUUAGCAGACAUUUAUCUCGGCACUGCCUCGCUGUGCUGCUUUGGGUUUCUGUUACUAGUGACCAAACCCGGCGGGGGCCUGGAUUGGUAUCCUGCGAGCACGAUGAGUUGCGGUCAGUGGCAUCGUUGGUGGUAUCUGAUGUUAGAGCGAGGUCGUCAGCCGCACGGUGCCGCAGUUAAUAAAAAAUGAAUGGAGGGAGAAGGGGGAGGAGUCAUCAGCUGUUGCUUGAGCUCGAACUCUCGCCUCUCUGGCGGCUGCUCUGCUGCUCCCACUGGGCACCCAGUUUAAACAAUCCUGAAUCCCACUGCUGCCAGACGCUGCCAGGUUUUAUGUAAUACAGCCCAACAGCUGUGGGAGUUUUCAUGCCAUACUAUCAAAACGCACACACGAAAAAGGACGAUAUUAAAGAACAAAGUCUAUAACUGGAAACGUACAAGAAAAGCACUGGAUCUUCCCAGUUUCCAGUAGUUAUCUGUUAUGAGCCGGCUUUCACUGGAAUGAUUAAAAACACACGCUGAACCUUCACAUGUGUGUUGAUAUAGAGGAUCAGCAGACACAGUGAAGGCUUUCUUGUUUUGCCACGGUCGAGCACUGGCCCUUUAAGUCUGGCUACGCCUGACUUGAACAUAUGGGAAGCUAAUCUUAGCCCGAGCCCUGAGAGAGAGACAAGGCUGGCAACCAGCCACCGUGCAGGGGCUGAGGCAGGUUUCUGUUGCUUUAUGUCUUUCUCGCUCUCGAGUUUUAAAAAUUAAUAUUGCAACCCAAAAGUCAUUACACAGCCUCUCAGUCAGGGUGUUUCACCUGUCAGAAAACACUCUGCCCAUCUUUACUGCUGCGUUCUGUUAAUGAUUACAUCACUGUCCAAACAAAUCUGACCACUCAGCUCUUUUUCAACACUUGGCACACAAAAGGCGAGCAGGUAGCGGAACGCAGUGUUCUUUCACAGGUCGAAACCAUUCUGAACUCACUUGUUUUUCAUUCAUUUGCCUUCACCCUGUUUGUCUCAGGUCCAAAAACUUUCUGAUAACACAUUCUGUUCUGCUCAUUGAUCCUGCUGUUGUUCAAAUCCUGAAGCACAAAGAGCUGUCUCUUAAAAACAGCCCCCCCUUCCCCUUCCUCUUCUUUUUGUGGCUCCACCCUGCUUAACAGCCCUCACCCGGCACCACCUUUCCAAUUUUUUUCUCUCCUCCUUCGCAAGCCACUCCUCCAUUUCUCUUUGUGAGGAAUAGCGAGGGGUGGGGUUUGACGGGGGAUAGGCGGGUAGGCCUUCCCCCAGCUGGGCAAUUCGUGCUGACUUGCACGUGCCAAAUGUCAGGAGGUAUGACUCAGACUUGAUAUACACUACGCUGUGGUGCAAUCCACACCUAAACAUACCCUGAACUUAACACCGUCCUGGCUGAGUGGGGGUUUGGCACGAGUGUGUUUGGACACCAAGCUGAAACAAAGAGAGAAAAACAGCCAAACAGACAGGUGCACAGAUGAAAUUAGGUGAUGCCUGAAAAUGAACAAUAGGUAAAGAGUCUUGUUGCUCAAGUUACAGUUACAGAUGCAGUUACACAUACUCAAACAGGCAGUUUUCUCAUUACUGUUUUUAUGUGUUUUUCAGAAAACCAGUUAUGACUAAAACUAAACCCACACACUCACGCGCGCACACACACACACACACACACACACACACACACACACACACACAUUUUGUAGAUUGUAUUGUAAAAAAUGACUAAAGUACACGGAAAAUAAUAUAGUGUUUUGAAUCAUAAGAGAAGUAUUAGAAUAUACAUACAGGACUUAUUAUGUAAAUAAAAGUUCAUAUAAAUUCUCCAUAUGUUGCUGUAUUUGUUCUCUGUCUCUAGAUAGAAAGGAUACAAAACACAUUUAAAAGUCUCCCCUCCAAAAUAUGUUAUGAUUACGACCUUGGUGCUAAAUAUAAUGUGCCCUAUGGUCUCUGGCCCCUCCCCACCAAUAAACCCAGUGACCCUCAGUGGACUGUGUGCAUACUAGUGUGUACUCUGUGUGUGUGUGUGUGUGUGUGUGUGUGUGUGUGUGUGUGUGUGUGUGGAGAGAGUGGAGAGAGCUCAUUAAAGCAUGCCUCUGCAUUUGUUGACAGUGUGUGUGCAUGCACUGGAGCGUCUGCGUGCAUGUGAGCAGUUUGGAGGGGGGUCGGUGAGUGAAAGAUAAAGAGAUGUGGAGCAAAAAAAAAAAGAGAAAGGGAAGGAGGGGGUGCACACAGUGUGUCAGAUCCGAUGACCUUGAUGCCAUUAGAAUGCAGGACAAUGUGUGCUGGGGAUGGGGGCGCACAGAGGUGGAUGGAGGAAAUGGAAUCAGCUGACAGGAAGUGAUGUUAGGAGAAGCAAAGGACCCUUGUGUCAUGCUCCUGUGAGUUUGGUCACUGCUGGAAACAAAUGUUUUUUUAAAGCACGUCUAACAGUGAAAUUGCAAGAAUUCAACUCGUGGACUGCCUGAAAAGCAAACAUUUUGUUCUCUGUCAGUAUGCUUCAUUCACGUACACCUCCCAGUAGCGAUGUGCUGGUAAAAAAAAAGUAAAUUAAAAAGCUCGUUUCACUGUUUGAGGGUUCUGUGUCAUGACUUCGUUGAAAAGAAGAGGAUGACUCAAGCUUUACUCAUAAGCGAGCACACACACUGCUGAGGAUGGACUUUUGUUGUCAGUCAUCCCUCCUACAACCUAGACCUUUCCUCCGUGCUGCUGAGAAAAAGAGCGAGAGCCUGAGAAUUGAGAGGGAGAGAGAGAGAGAGAGAUGAGGGCGUGCAGUAACUCAUCUUGGAUGAUAAAUGUGACUACAUUGUGAAAUGAAGUGAUCGAUGAGGAGUCUUUGUUACCUCUCCCGUGUGUCUCUCAAUGCCGAAUUACAGGUUUACCACUGUUCACAAAGUUACUUCAGUGGAUGGCCCCAGAAGUGGAGGCCAGAUGGAAAUUGGGUCACAUGACGGCCUCCAGGAAGGCGCGCUGAGCCUGGAACUGGCCAAUGGGGUGAAUCAGUACCCUAAUGAUGGUGAGCCAUCUAUAGAAACAGAGCAGCAGUGUGCAGAAAGCGUGCUGCCAAGGCAGUGCUGGGUGCCUGGACAUGGCAAGGUCAGCGACACCCAACAACAACAAACGUGUGGCGCAACCCCUGCUGAACCUGCACACCAUGCAGACAUGGAGGAUGCUCACAAUCUGGUGGCUUUUUCUGCUAUUGCUGGCUCACUGCCUCAUUCUUCCUCCUCUUCCUGCCACCUCUUGCAGGCUACUACAGCCUAUUUGUAUGAGAAGUUUACCCAGGAAACAGGCGCUGGGAAGGCUCAAGCUAGAAUCUCUGCAGGGGCUCCUGAGGGUAGCUGCCCACCUUCAGAAGACCUGGACACCUUACAGAAAGCACUGAGCCAAGCAAAACAUGGACACAAGCCUCCCAAUUGCGACUGUGAUGGGCCCGACUGUCCAGACUACCUUGAAUGGCUGGAAAAGAAGAUAAAGUUAGCAACCAAUGAGGAUCAAGGCUCCCGCAAGCUGGUUGAUACUCCUUCACAUUUACAACCUCACAUAGAGCAACCCCAUUUGCUGCAUCACUCUCAGACCUACCAACAAGUAAAUGGUGGCCACCAUCUGUCUACUUCAUGCACCCAGCAGCAACAGGAAACCCAAGGCCCUCACCCAGAUCAAGUGCCCUGCUCCAAACCACCAAUUCCUUGCUCUCCCCAGGUGCUCUCCAUAGCCAAGGAAAAGAACAUCAGUCUCCAGACAGCCAUCGCCAUAGAUGCUCUGACACAGUUAUCUGGUACUAGUCCACAAACUGCCUCUUCACCAGGUCAAACCCCCUACACAAAUAACCUCCAUCACCAUCAACAUAACCAAAACACCACAUCUCAGCCUCUUAAUGGCAUUGGCAUGAUCCCAUCCUCUUCUGGCACCUACUCAUCUUCCUCACGCUCUCAGUCUGUCCCCCCAGGACUACACACUAGCCAGCAGGCCCUAGAGUCAUGUGAGCACCACAGACCCCAAUCCCAGGGCCAUCCGCCCCAUGUUACCCCUAUCCAGUCCUCUACCUCUCCCUUCCCGAGUCAGGGAAAACCACCAGGCUUCAACCCUAAUCCCCAGCAGUGGCAGCAACCCUCGGGCAGAGGAUCUGAACACAGAAAUCCAUGGAUGUGUGUGAAGUCUGAGCCUCACCUUGCCACGGCACCUCAUAGUAGCUCAGACCCCAUGUCAGAGCUCAAACAGCUGCUUGGUGACACCAGUAGCAAGUUUAGCAAUGGUCCUUUUAAGCUUCCAGCUUCGCAACAACUUAGCUUGAACCAGAAUGGGACUCUCCAGGCCCAGGAUAACCCAGCAUUGGUCAGGAUAAAACAAGAAUCAGACUCUGCUGACCACUAUCAUCACCCUGCCUCCAUGGGACAUUAUGGUUUUGCUAAUGGUCAGCACCAGGGUCAGCACUACCCUGGCACUCCCCUCUCUCCUGGCCAAGCAGCCAUUAGCCACUCCACUCAGGCAGCUCUACAACAGCACCUUCACUACAAGAGGAAUCUUUUCUCAAACCACCCCUCUGGCUUUGGAGGCGUUGGCCCACGUGGGCCUCUGGCUUGCCAAAAUCUGAAAAAAUGGUGGCCACAGAUGGAUGCAGAGGCCCUGUCACAUCUGGCCAUCAAACAGGAACCCAAGAGGAAAAAAAUCAGCCAAGGAUCUCCUGGUUUUAAAGCUAUGACUGAGACGCUUUUGGGUCCUCCCCUCCCCAAACCCAAACAGAUAAUCAUCAAGAAGCCCAAACAGAAAGCCUCCAUGCCAACCUUUCUGCCUCAGACUCAGAUCACCAUACAGAAACCACCGGUCCACAUGAUGGACAGAGCCGCACCCCUGGCCAACCUGCAACUAGGUCCUCUCGACCAACUGCCCCUCCACAGUAACUUCACUCAGGCUGCUGCUGCUGCAGGCCUCCCUGCCCCAGCCCAAUCUCAGGUAUCCAUUUUCAAUUCCUCAAUGACACCCACUUCCACUGUUUCUGUUCCAUCAGAAAACACUCCAGCCCAGCUGGGCCCUCUACUCCCACCUGUGGGCCUUGCAGCUCACAAUAAGUCAGAAGAGAUGGGCAGCCUGGCCUCCAGUAAUACCAGCACCAUGACACCUAUGACCUCCACAUCUUCACCCAGCACCUCAAAUGUACCAAGUGUCAUUAACUUGGACCCGAAGUACGAAGAGUUGAUCCGCCAGUUUGAGGCUGAAUUUGGGGACUCAGUUCCAGACAUAUCUGCCAGUCAGCCCGUGGAGGAGACUGCUACAGCCCCAAAGUCAGGGAAUGAAUCCCUGAGCAGUCCUCAGGACCUCAGUCCUGCAUCAUCAUCCACCUCCCAGCCACUUCCCUUAAUUUCCACAAGUCAACCCACCCCCACAACACAUCGAGAUCAUCAGAUGGAAAUGAGCAAAGAUGAGUCCAGGACCCAAAGUGAGGCAGCCUUGAGCCAGGCAUCUACAGAACACCCUAUGGAGAUGCAGCACAAGGGGUCCAUUCAAGUUCCUCUGAAACAGGAAGAUAUAGUGUAUAGGCAGCAGCAGUCCAGAGUGGUGCAGGAUACUUUUAGCAUGCCAGCUUCUCCGCUGUCAAAACGAAUGAAGAUUGAAUCCUCGGGUGAUAUAACAGUAGUGUCCACCACCUGCUUUUCUGAGGAAGACACGCCAACUAAGGAAGGUGUGUCCUCUUCUCCAUCUCUCAAAGGCUUCUUGGACUCUCCUUUACGCUAUCUGGACACCCCCACUAAGAGCUUGCUAAGUACUCCUUCCAAGGAUCUUCAGGCAGAGUUUCCCACCUGCACCUGCGUGGAGCACAUAAUUGAGAAAGAUGAAGGGCCCUACUACAAUCACCUGGGAUCUGGACCUACUGUGGCCUCUAUACGAACCCUGAUGGAGACAAGGUUUGGAGAGAAGGGGGAAGCCAUCCGGAUUGAGAAGGUGGUUUACACAGGCAAAGAGGGAAAGAGUUCCCACGGAUGUCCUAUUGCUAAGUGGGUGAUCCGUAGAGGCAGCGAGAAAGAGAAGCUGCUGUGUCUGGUGAGGCAACGUGCAGGCCAUCACUGUGCCAAUGCUGUCAUCAUCGUCGUCAUUAUAGCCUGGGAAGGUGUACCGAGAGCCCUGGCUGACAAACUGUACAGAGAGGUCACAGACACGCUCACCAAAUAUGGCAACCCCACCAGCCGACGCUGUGGCCUCAAUGAGGACCGUACUUGUGCCUGUCAAGGCAAGGAUCCUGAAACUUGUGGUGCUUCCUUCUCUUUUGGUUGCUCAUGGAGUAUGUACUUUAACGGCUGCAAGUAUGCCCGAAGCAAAAUGCCGCGAAAGUUCAGGUUACAGGGAGAACACCCUGAAGAGGAGGAAAAACUCAGGGAUAACUUCCAGCAUCUGGCAACUGAGGUGGCUCCUGUGUACAAGCGACUAGCACCACAAGCCUACAGUAACCAGUGCCAGACAGAGUCCAAAGCUCCUGAUUGCAGGCUGGGCUUGAAGGAAGGCCGUCCAUUCUCUGGAAUCACUGCUUGCAUGGACUUUUGUGCUCACGCUCAUAAGGACCAGCACAACCUGUACAAUGGAUGCACAGUGGUGUGUACUUUGACAAAGGAGGACAACCGAACAGUAGGAGAAAUCCCAGAGGACGAGCAGCUCCACGUGUUGCCUCUUUACACGGUGUCCCCGACAGAUGAGUUUGGCAGUGAGGAGGCCCAGCGCCGCAAGAUGGAGACGGGAGCUAUCCAGGUGCUUAACGCUUUCCGCCGUGAGGUGCGCAAGUUGCCCGAACCUGCCAAGUCAUGCCGACAGCGCCGACUGGAGGCAAAGAAGGCUGCCUCAGAGAAGAAGAAAAAUAAGCUCAUCCAGCAGGCAGGGGAGACGCCGGAGAAGACGGGGAUCAAAGCCGAGGUCUGCGUUAGCAGUUCCCCUCAACCCCAAGGCAAUAAAGCAAUUAUAAAACAAGAGGUGAAGCCCAACAUCAAAAAGGAUCCCUUAAACGGAUCGAUAGAUGGAUAUUCUGUGCAAGCAGUAGACCCAGUAAAUCCCAUGUAUACAAACCCUGUCUACUAUGCAAGGGGAGGCCUCCCCACAACUGGCCAGCCCUCUGCACCUGAUACAGUAAAUGGUUUCCACACCAGUUUGCCCCCAAUGGAUUAUGCCUACUACAGGUGCUCACCCAAUACACUUUUCCCCCCUGUACUGAGGACCUACGAGGGUCGAAAUGGCUCUUUGCCCAGAGCUGGCUGUAAAGCUGUCCAGGUAGAUCAGAAGCCUGACAUUCAAAACUUUCAGUCCAGGGUGGCCCUUUCCUGCUCCAGCCAAGCGGAGCAAGCCAACCAACCAAACCACACGACUUACACCCAGGCCCCAGUUUAUAGCCAAUCCCGUCCUUCCUCUGCCUCCUCUGAGUCCUCCAACAGAGGCACGCCGGUCAUCAAACAGGAGCCUAUGGAUGUGCCAGUCUAUGAAGGCACGCUGCCGAACCAGGUCGGAGCCAACACAUCAAGAAGCACCCCGCAACCUGUGACCUGGUCUGGGCACAAGCUUAAUGGAAGUUUUAUUCCCACCACUUGGGAUGCCCAUCAGAAGCAUAAACAAAGUUCCGAGGCCUCAUCAGAAAAACAGCAGCAGUUUCACCAGCAUCUCCAGCAGCGGCAGGCCUCUCCUUACCCGCAGCAGUGGUCAUCCUUCCUUGGCUUAAACACUAUGAGGGCUUCCCCUGCCCCAUCACCGUCACUCCAGGUACCUCCCUCUCCAUCUCCAUCCCCUCAGCUAGGCACAGUGGUCCAAGGUAACAUACAUCAAGCUUCCCCACGUCCUGGCACUCCCCGCCCAAGCACCCCUCACUCGGUUACCCCACAGCCCGGUGUCUCUCACUCAGGCCCACUUACACCACGGCCAAGUACCCCACGUCCAGGCACCCCCAGGCACUGGGUGAGCCCCGUUGCUAGCCCACAGCCGCAAACAUGGGGCAUGGGGCCUUAUAGCCCUGGUAUGAAGCACAGCAAUCCUGCAGGGGCCUAUCCCGACAAGAUCUGGUCCAAGACUGGAGAAAGUCGGUGUUCCACUCCGGUUGGGCCCCAGGAAAAGGCCUGGAAAUCUUUUGGAGGUUCUGUGGCAAGUAACACCCCUUCCCCUGCUCCAGAGGGUCGCCUCUUCCCCGAUGCCCUGCAGCAAUCAGAUCAGGCCUGCUACACGCCCAGCCGAGCAGAGAGCGACGUUGAGAGCACCAAGAAUUGCGAAGAUGAGGAGGAUGAGGUCUGGUCUGAUAGUGAGCACAACUUCCUGGACCCUUACAUUGGCGGGGUAGCAGUGGCACCAGCCCACGGCUCCAUCCUAAUCGAAUGUGCUCGUCGGGAACUACACGCUACCACUCCACUCAAAAAGCCUGACCGCUCCCACCCCUCCCGCAUCUCCCUGGUCUUCUACCAGCACAAGAACCUCAACCAGCCCAUGCAUGGCCUGGCUCUGUGGGAGGCCAAAAUGAAGCUGCUGGCAGAGCGAGCACUGCAGAGGCAGCAGGAAGCGGCUCUCCUUGGCCUCUCCCAGGAGGAUAUCAAGACACUCGGGAAGAAACGCAAGUGGGGCGCUACGGCGGCAGGCGCUAGUCCAGGACCUGGACAAUCUAAAGACAAGAAGGAGGGGCCGGUGACGCGGUUAGCCCCCACGUUCUACACCACCUCUACGGUUACCGUGUCUCCCUAUGCCUCCACCGUCGUCACUGGGCCCUACAGCCACUUUGUGUGAGGACACAUAGACACAGAGUGACUGAUAGCUACAGAGUGGUGCAGUGGAGGGCUGGAGAGAGAGCACUGAGCAGAAUCAAUGUCUCUCAGCCGUCCCGCAGUCUGGCAUCCCUCCAUCCUGCCUCCCUCUACAGUCCACUUGGAGGAGGGGGACAUUUUUAUUGUUUUUUACCUCAUGUCAGGCAGUGGUUUGGGCUUCAGACACACUGCCUGUGGUGCUCUUCCUCUCUUUUCCCCGGAGAGGAACUCCAUUGCUUUUUCUUGUUUAUAGAAUUUUAAUGAUUCUAAUUAUUGCUAUUAUUAUCAAUAUUAUUAUGAUUGUUACUGUCAAUGUUGUUAUUACAGGUAUUAUUAUGAUGAAGACUUGUUUUUUUUAUUGCUCUUUUCAUUAAUGUUAUUAUUAAUAAGGUGAUCUGUUUUGUUUUGGUUUUAUAUUUUUGUUAAAUCAAUCAGUCUGAGUUUGACAGACUUGGACACUUGCUUUUUCCAUGUUUGGAAAACAUGCACCCUUUCCCCCCCAUUUGACUUUCUUUGUUCUUAUCAAUCUUAAAGCUGUAUUUAGAUGAGGAGGAGCCAUUAUCUCCCUGAUACGGCAGAAAAAUCAACAAUAUAGUAACCACAAUCAUUUCUUUUAGUUUAUAAAGCCAUUUCUGGGCCUUUUUAAUGAAUAAUCCCGAUAAUCACCAUUAUGAAGAUCGUGAUCAAAAGCUUUUUUGAUUUUUAAUCAAUCAGUACCAGCAUCACCACUGUCAAAUACGCCACUGACAGUAUGUUUUUUUUAUUAUAACAAACAACCAUCUACACAAAUAUUAAAAAAGAUAACAGUAAGGAGGGAAAUCACCAAAGCCCUUUUGCUCCAGGUACUUAGAAAAAGCGCAGCAAUUGGUUUCAAGUGUCAUGCUGAAGGAAGAAAAUAGUCCCCAGGCUCAGAAUAACUCUUAAGCAUUACUGCGAGAAACCUUUGCAGCUUGCCUUGUCGUGAUGAUGAGAUGAUGCGCUCCUCCUACUCUCCCUUCUAGCUUCUGACUGGUGCUCAGCUUCCUGCUCUGAUCGAUUUUCAUUCCGCUACUCUUCAUGGCACUCGAUGCUGUAUUUAGGUGCUCUAACUCAAAUUCGGCUCAAGUAGUAUUUGCAACUAAACAUUUGUGUUUCGGCCCAGGUGGGAUACCAGAACACUGGGAUUUACUGCUUUUAACACAAAGGUGCAGAACUUGUGUCGCGCUAGGGAAAAGCCCUAACGAGUUAUCUCACGGAUGCUUUCCUCUGCUCUGUGCGGAGAGCUGAAGUUCUCAUACCCGGUGCUCCACAGAGGCCAAAACAAGCGAUACUAUUUGUGCAAGCCAUUUAACCCAGAUCUGCUAUCCCCACAUAGAGAGACGGAGCAGGUGGCACUCUUUUAUCUUCCUAUAACAUUCAAGUAGGAGUGAGCACUUCCAAGUGUAAACUCUAGAGGGCAGCGUCGACUGCUGUUUCAAAGUGGUGUGUACAAACAAACCUAUAAGCACUUGGGAUUCAUUUAGAUGGCAGCCUUGUCUCAUUGUUGCUUUAACCAUCCAUGGCCACUAGAGGGGGCUCUCCACCCUGCUUGCUGACCAUAGAUUGGACUUGAUAAAACAGCUGAAGGCAAAGCUGACAUUACAAAUGUGCCACAGAUGUGAACGGGAAACCCUUCGUGGGUUAGAGCAGCAGGAAACAGUGUUGGGACAGCAGUGCUUUUGGUGCUCAUACACACACUCUGGUGCUCUCCUAUUACACUUGAUUUACUGUGAAGGGCCCACUCCUUUCUCUGCAUGGUGCUGUCAUCUUUGAGCAGAGCGAGGCGUGUCCUUCCGCAGGCACCUUGUCACCGCAGAGCCAGCCAAUCAAAAUGGCCACCGUGUGGUUCAGCUCCGCAUUGGGCUCAAAAACUGGUUUCCUUUAGAGGAGUUUUUAUUUUAUUUUUAUUUUUUUUUGCAGUUUGUUGUGGCAUGUAGUGAUUUUUGUCUCAAACAAAAAGAAAAGUACACUGUACAGGGCAGAGAAAGCACAGUCAUUCACUGCAUUUCUUGGUAACCCAUUUAGCAGUGCUUUUCACAGAGAAAAUAGUACUGAGAGAUAAAAGGGAAACCGUAGAAAAUUUCUGUAGCUUCCAGGGUUUGGCGCCGAACGCGAGCGCAUCAGAUUGAUGAAUCUCUCACUUUGCGUGCGAGUGUGUCUGAAAAGAGCCAAAGAGAGAGACUAUUUGAUAGCCUGGCGAGAGUCCGUAAAUCGCUCGUUUUUAUUUCCCUUUGUGGUCACAUGGUUCACCUGCAACAUGUGUCAGAAAUGAAAAUGAGAGACUGCUGAUGCAAGCCGACUCCCAGCUGCUGGGCGGUCGUUUGGGCCAAGGCCCUGGUCAUCUGUGAAAGACCCUGUUACCUCUCCCGAUUUUCUCCAGCUCUCUACCUCACGCUGUAGAGACACUGGUCACAAUCACGACUUGCUACUGAGGGCAGAGAAUCAUGCAUGUCCCUUUGUGUGCUCUAGAUCUCCACACUCAUUUUAACCUGCUUUUUUUUUUUUUUUACUCUUAUUUAUUACUACAUGGUGAUAAUGAUAAUGAUUGUCUUUGAUGUUAUUGUUUUUUUCAUCAUUUUUUAUAUAGCUAAUACAAAUUGUACAUAAAGAAGAAAAGAUUUAUAAAAGCACUUUUAAUCUUGAUUUUAAUGACACAGAAAGAGCCGAUUAUUGACAACUUGAAGCUUUUUUUUUUUUAAUUUCCUCAAGAGAGAGAUAAAAAAUGUAAAUAUCAAACUAUUUAGGUAAGAUUAUUUAACUUGUGAGGAAAGUAACAAAACCACGAAUGACAUGGGGGUAUUUCUGAAGUCUCUGACAGCCCUGAACAUCAGUAAACAACACUUGGCCCCAGUGUGUUGUGUGCAAAUCUGUGCUUAGUCACUCUGCUGUUUUUGCUUUCCUAAGUACUGUACCCCCUGUCGGCAUGCGACUGACAGAGCCCCAGAAAUUUCUGAAAAUGAUUUAGUCAGCCCAAUUAUGUAACAUGAAACCACACUCAGCUGACUCACUGGCAACAGUAAAGCGAAAAUAAGAGAUCCCCCGUGUUGCAGUUGUGCUAAUGUAGGAAUUUAGAGUUUUAGCUUGACAGCUUUCAGUUGUUGUGAUUUUCAUUUUUGUUGACAAUAGUCUCAAACUCUGUGACAGAUUCAUGACAGCAUCAUAUUUUUAAAAAAACAAACAAACACCAAAAUCGGAAUAAUGUGAUUCCCACAUUCCCAUGAGCGUGAUAAGAGUUACCUCUUGGCUAGUUUACUAGCUUGACUUAAGCAGCUGAUUAGCUUAGCUUAGCAGAGUGGCUGAAAACAUGGGGAAACAGCUAGCCUAACUAAAAUCUAACUGCCGGCACUUUAAACCUCUUUAACACACGUUAAGUAAGCUUUGUCAACACCACUGUCACAUUGUGAUUUUACUGGGGGUUAGAACCCAGGCUAACAAAACCACCAGCAGAUAUUUCAUAAAAAAUAAAAAAGAAUCACUGCUAGCAGCCUGGAAACCGUCUGGUACACAUUCCCCUGCAAAGAAAAAAAAUCUAACAACAAGAAAACAGAGUGAGCUUUAAAGCUGCUGGCGGGCAGAUUUUGUCACCUAUGUUGCUUCCUGUGUGCCCGGUCUUUAUGCUAAUCUCAGCUGUCUCAUAGCUGCGGCUUCAUAUUUAUCAUACAGACUUUAGAACAGUACAGAGUUUGUCUUCUGAGUGUCAACAGGAGAGCGAAUAAGAAGUUUUUCAAUAAUGAACUAUUCUUUUAAUAUCAAACACCCCCUAUAACUAUACUGACUGCCACGGAGCCAGUCUGAGGUGACACAUUGGGUGACGUUUUAAUGAGUUACUGCCCAGCAGUCUUUGUCAGUUGUGUUACCACCGCCCUGCUUGCUUAGAUGUCUCAUCAUUAUUAUUCGCUCUAGCUUUUAUAAUAGCCAAGUAUGCACGUGGCAGAAAAAUCACAUCUCCCCUGCGGAAGACUGCAGAUCUUUCAUUUGCCAUGAUAAUUAGAUGACCCACGCCAUGUCUAACAGUAGUUUGAUAGUACAGUAACAAGACCCAUUUUACUUAUUGAGCUUAAGACUUGCCCAUAUAUUAGUCACACACACACACACACACACACACACACAACACAAACAAUUACCGAAACAACAAAAGGGUGCUGAGGAUAUGGUGCAUAUGAUAUCUUGGUGACUUUGUACAUUUCUAAAUGCUUCAUAACUUUGGUAGAUGGUUCUCAUGAGAGGCACCACCUCCCAAGUGGACAAGUACUGAGAUCCUGGGGGGUGAGUCGGUUCAGUCGGUGCUAUGAUGCUAUACCUUAAAAAUUCACUGUGUUAAAAAAAAUACAAAAAAGGAAAAAAAAGCGAGGGAUAAAUAAUUACCACAAAUAUUUUUCUGAGCUCUUCGAAUGUCAAGAGAACUAUACUUUUGAUUAAAGCAGUUUCACAGGAAGGGAAGCUGCCCUGGUGCUGACUUUAUGAAAAGUCUUUUGUUACAACGCUACAAAUUUACAUCUCUUUUUGAGGGCAGGUGGUGCACUCAAACUGUUGAUUACAUUCUCUAUUAAUCUUCAUUCCAUACUGUACUUGAAUUCAUUUAAAAUAGGACGAGAUAUAGAAUCAUAUUAUAUGAAGACUGUUAGCUGGGUUUUACAUUUGGUACUUUGCAAGUACCAGAGGCUAUUCAAAUGAUCUUUUGAGUAUGUUGUACAUGUUCAUGUUAACUGAAUGCUAAGAUAUUUGAACGACACAAAAAAAAAACAAAAAAAAAAUUGCGUACUGCCUCCCUCUUCCUCUCCCAAGUGAUGCACUUCCUUUACUCACUCCCUCUCUUUCUUCUAAAUUUUGUAUAGUUUGUGACACACAUAGAUAAACACACAUAGAUUUGCAUCUAACUGUGUACGGCCCACAGUCCUAAUUUAACGCACACUUGAAAUUUGGGAUAGAGACCCUGACCCAUAAAAUUAAAUAAAAGGAAAAGAAAGAAAAAGAAAGUGAACCAACACAACUGGCAGCUACAUUCCUUUAAGUUUGAGGAUUGUUCUUGGUUCUUUAUUUUUCAUGUCAAGGAUGCAGUAUGUAAAAAAAAAGGAAAAAAAAGUGUUUUUGUUCAGUCUCUCUCUCUCUUUGUAGCUGUAUGGUGUAUUAUGUGAAUACAUAGUGUAUGUGGUUAAAAAAGAAAAAAAGAAUAAAAAAACAACCCACAAUAUUGUUUUAUGUUGCGCGAUAAAUAAUAAAAUUGAAGUGAAACA